AUGAGCAAGAGCGACAAGGAAGACAUUGAUGAAUCUGGCGUUUCGUAUGAAUACACAUCGUCGGACUCCCCGGAGACGGUUUCUUCGGAGAUUUCUGAGUAUGAAGAGGAGUACUUUGGGGAGGCUUCUGAGGAAGAAAGCUCCAAGUCUUCUGAGGCAGCAGCUUGGGAAGAUAGCGACGAUGAUGAGAAGCUGCGAGAGGAGUAUAAAAAAACGGCGACCUGGCUUGAUGGAAAGCAGGCCAAGAAGCAGGUUGAGGCGCGCAAAAAGAGGCUGAGGUUUGAGUAUGAAAGACACCUGUUUUUUUCUAAGUGCAAAAUCAAGCAGGCCAAGGCCCACGGAGAGUACCUGGUUGUUGUGGAUACCUACAACAACAUAUACAUACUUAGGAACUUCCAGGUGCACAAGACUCUUUGGAUUGAGAUGUUUGGGAUUUCCGACUUUGUAUAUACAGGAGGGGCGAUUCUGUUCUCCUCGUCCAAGCAAAGCAACUUGAAGGAGGUUACAUUUGACGGAGAGGUUCGAAACAUAAGCAUCCGGGCCAUUGAAGGGAUAAGAAGGAUGAUCAGUAUUGGUGACUCCAUAUAUAUAGUUGGAGAGCAACUAGCUCUCUUGAACAGUGCUUACGAGGUGGUUGAAGUUAUCGAGGGAAGGUUUGUGGAUGUUGCAGUGUCUGAGGAUUUUGUGUAUGCCAUGUGCUUCAGUGGAGAGAUUGUUGUGCUAACGCCCGGCUUACAGAUCCUAAGAAAGGUGAGUCUUGAGGACAAGUUUGACUUCCGGUCAAUACACUUUUUUGCAUCCAAGGUGUUUGUUGGAAUGGGAAUGGGCAUGAAGGUGUUUGACAAGGAGAUGAACCCUAUCAGGGAAUUUAAAAAUCUCAAGGAUGAAGUUACUGGGUUUACAGGCCAUGGGGAUUACGUUGUAUAUGGGUCGAGAUAUACCAACUCUUUGAAGAUAGUUCUUCCGGAUAUAAGGUGUUUUAGCAAAUUCCCGUUCAAUACCAUCAGGAUCCCUCCGAUCAAGGUUCUGGACUCUGAUGGAAGGAAUGUCAUAAUCUGCUCGGGGCGGUCUGUCAGUGUCCUGAGAAUAAAACUAGAGUGA
This is a messenger RNA of Encephalitozoon cuniculi GB-M1, 1101 nucleotides long. RefSeq lists its product as uncharacterized. The record is from RefSeq and is marked provisional. The coding region runs from base 1 to 1101 and encodes 366 amino acids. The transcript has a single exon. Lineage: Eukaryota; Fungi; Microsporidia; Unikaryonidae.